This is a messenger RNA of Parathielavia appendiculata, 3180 nucleotides long. Its product is annotated as DNA mismatch repair protein msh2-like protein. The record is from RefSeq and is a predicted model, not a curated record. Gene Ontology annotation, biological process: mismatch repair; mitotic recombination. The coding region runs from base 148 to 2970 and encodes 940 amino acids. Lineage: Eukaryota; Fungi; Ascomycota; Sordariomycetes; Sordariales; Chaetomiaceae. Gene Ontology annotation, cellular component: nucleus; MutSalpha complex. Gene Ontology annotation, molecular function: ATP-dependent DNA damage sensor activity; mismatched DNA binding; ATP binding. The transcript is spliced from 3 exons.
AAUUAAUCGAAGCGCGUCUCAGCAGACAUGGUAUCCUACCUACCUGGUUGAAGCACAAGUUUCCACAACGGCAGGAAACCAAAACGCCUUUCGAUGUCGCAUUAAGCUUCACAAUUCCAAACGUACUGGAAAUCAACGGCCGCCAACAUGUCCUCUCGACCAGAGCUGAAGGUCGACGAUGAACAUGGAUUUAUCCGCUUCUUCAAGUCCCUGCCCGCCGUGGGCGAAGAUGUAAUCCGCAUCUUCGAUCGAGGCGACUGGUACACAGCACACGGCGAGAAUGCCAACUUCAUUGCGCGAAUCGUCUACAAGACAACUUCGGUUGUGAGGCAGCUCGGCCGCGAUGAUCACACCGGCUUACAAUCCGUCACCAUGACGGUGACCGUCUUCCGCCAGUUCCUUCGCGAGGCCCUCUACAAGCUUGGCAAACGGGUCGAGAUCUGGGCGAGCCCCAAUGGCCGCAUGAAUUGGAAGAUGGUUAAACAAGCUUCGCCCGGAAACCUACAAGACAUUGAGGACGAUCUGGGCAGUUUGGGCGAUGCAGCACCCGUUAUCCUGGCAGUCAAGAUUUCGGCCAAGGCAUCCGAGGCUCGGGCCGUCGGUGUGUGCUUCGCGGAUGCCAGCGUCAGGGAGCUCGGCGUCAGCGAGUUUCUCGACAAUGACCUCUAUUCCAACUUUGAGGCCCUACUGAUUCAGCUUGGUGUCAAGGAGUGUCUAAUCCAGAUGGAGAAGGCAGAUAAGGAAAAGGAUUCGGAGCUGGCGAAGUUGAGGCAGAUCAUCGACAACUGCGGCGUUGCCAUAUCGGAGCGGCCAGUCGGAGACUUUGGCACCAAGGACAUCGAGCAAGAUCUGGCGAGACUGUUGAAGGACGAGAGGUCUGCCACCCUGCUGCCGCAGACCGAUCUGAAACUUGCUAUGGGCUCAGCAGCCGCCCUCAUCAAAUACCUCGGUGUCCUUCACGAUCCCUCCAACUUCGGCCAGUAUCAGCUCUACCAGCAUGACCUUGCCCAGUUCAUGAAGCUCGAUGCAGCCGCACUUAAGGCCCUCAACCUCAUGCCCGGCGCAAGAGACGGUGCCAAGAACAUGAGCCUGUUUGGCCUGCUCAACCACUGCAAGACACCAGUCGGCAGCAGGUUGCUGGCCCAGUGGCUGAAGCAGCCCCUGAUGGACAAGACUGAGAUUGAGAAGCGCCAGCAGCUUGUCGAAGCAUUUGCCAACGACACAGAGCUCCGCCAGACCAUGCAGGAGGAACAUCUACGGUCUAUCCCCGAUUUGUACCGCUUGGCAAAGCGUUUUCAGCGCAACAAGGCGAACCUGGAAGAUGUUGUCAGGGCAUACCAGGUUGUCAUCCGGCUGCCGGGCUUUCUCGGUACGUUGGAAGGAGUCAUGGAUGAAGCCUACCGCGACCCUCUGGAUGAGGCAUACACCAACAAACUCCGCGAAUUGUCCGACAGCCUAGCCAAGCUGCAAGAGAUGGUCGAGACAACCGUCGACCUUGACGCUUUGGAUAACCACGAGUUCAUCAUCAAGCCCGAUUUUGACGACAGCCUGCGCAUCAUCCGCAGGAAGCUGGACAGGUUACGAACCGAUAUGGACAGGGAAUUUGCCGAUGCAGCAGGCGACCUGGGCCAGGAGAAGGACAAAAAGAUCUUCCUCGAAAACCACAAGGUCCACGGGUGGUGCAUGCGGUUAACCCGGACAGAAGCCGGCUGUAUUCGGAACAAGUCCCGGUACAUGGAGUGCUCGACACAGAAGAACGGCGUCUACUUCACGACGAAGACCCUACAGGGGUAUCGCCGCGAGUUUGACCAGCUGUCUCAGAAUUACAAUAGGACCCAGAGCGGCCUGGUUAACGAGGUCGUCGGCGUGGCUGCCUCCUACAGCCCCGUCCUCGAGCGGCUUGCCGGCGUCCUAGCCCAUCUGGACGUGAUCGUGUCCUUCGCACACUGCGCCGUCCACGCCCCUAUCUCCUACGUCCGGCCCACGAUCCACCCUCGUGGAGAAGGCCAAACUAUCCUGACUGAGGCGCGCCACCCCUGCCUGGAAAUGCAGGACGACGUCCAGUUCAUUACCAACGACGUCGAGCUGACACGCGACAAGUCUUCCUUCCUCAUCAUCACGGGGCCCAACAUGGGCGGCAAGUCGACCUACAUCCGCCAGAUCGGCGUUAUCGCCCUGAUGGCGCAGAUCGGCUGCUUCGUGCCCUGCAGCUCGGCCGAGCUGACCAUCUUCGACAGCAUCCUGGCGCGCGUCGGUGCCAGCGACAGCCAGCUCAAAGGGGUGUCCACCUUCAUGGCCGAGAUGCUCGAGACGGCAAACAUUCUCAAGUCAGCGACGGCCGAAAGCCUCAUCAUCAUCGACGAGCUGGGCCGCGGCACGUCGACCUACGACGGCUUCGGCCUCGCCUGGGCCAUCUCGGAGCACAUAGUCAAGGAGAUUGGCUGCUUCGCCCUCUUCGCCACCCACUUCCACGAGCUGACCGCCCUGGCCGACAGCUACCCGCAGGUGCGCAACCUGCACGUCACGGCCCACAUCAGCGGGACAACAACCAACAGUAAGAAAGACGACGACGAGAAGCGCGAGGUCACGCUCCUAUACAAGGUCGAGCCGGGCGUCUGCGACCAGAGCUUCGGCAUCCACGUUGCCGAGCUGGUGCGCUUCCCGGACAAGGUGGUCCGCAUGGCCAAGCGCAAGGCCGACGAGCUCGAGGACUUUACGACGUCCCACCACCAUCACAACAAGCACGAGACCGACGACCCCAUCGUGGCCCCUACUUCCGCCACCAAGUACAGCAAGCGCGACGUCGAGGAGGGCAGCGCCCUGCUUAAGGACGUGCUGGUCCGCUGGAAGGAUGAGGUCCGCGGCGGCGCCAUGUCCAAGGCGGACAUGGUUGCGAGGCUGAGGGAGAUGGUUGGGAAAGAGGAGAAGUUGUUGGCGAAUCCGUUCUUUCAGAGUGUAAAGACGUUGUGAACUGCUGGAUGGGGUGUGCAGAGAUUAGCUCUACGUGUCUGGCUGGUGAUGUGAUGCUUUUCGAUCCUGAAGGAAGUUUGCUGUCGGGAAAGCGGAUUUUCUACGGACUUUGGCAAUGGCGGAAACAUGGCUUGGAGGGUUGCUAGGCGUUGAGGGUUGGAGCGCAUAAGUAUGUAAUAGCUGUCUAGUGCAAUACGACUGCUGUACCGU